Pseudozyma flocculosa PF-1 is the source of this 633-nucleotide messenger RNA. RefSeq lists its product as uncharacterized. The transcript is spliced from 3 exons. The coding region runs from base 1 to 633 and encodes 210 amino acids. NCBI's taxonomy places the organism in Eukaryota, Fungi, Basidiomycota, Ustilaginomycetes, Ustilaginales, Ustilaginaceae. Gene Ontology annotation, biological process: protein import into nucleus. The record is from RefSeq and is a predicted model, not a curated record. Gene Ontology annotation, cellular component: nuclear pore central transport channel.
AUGGCCAACCGAACGGACAGCAGAAUAUCUGAGCAUGCCACAAAGGCAGCAGAGGCCUUUGUCUCGGCCUACUACGCCGCCUCCGACUCACCGCAACGCACCCAGCUCGUCCCAACUCUCUACCUCCCCAACUCCUCGAUCGUCUGGAAUGGCACUCCCGUCAGCGGACAAGCAGAGCUGCUCGCCAUGCUCAACUCGAUGCCCGGGUCAAAGCACGAAGUGCAGACCUUUGACUGCCACGCCCUCUCGGGAAGCAUCCAGGGAUCCACGGCGACGCCACCUUCGCUGCUGCUCACCGUCAGCGGCCUGGUCUCGCACCACACGCCAGAGUCGCGAUCGGCGCAACCGCCAUCGAACGCGCCCAAGUCGUCGUCGGCGGCCGGCGGAUCCUCGGCCUCUGCGAAAAAGGGCGGCUUUGAUCCGGACGCGCCCAUCUCGUCGCACCCGCGCUGCUUUUCGCAGAGCUUCCUCCUCGUCCCCUCGCAGGCGGUGCUGGCCGCCCAAGGCGCCGCGGCAGGCCAGACGAUAGACGGCGGAGUCAGCGCCAGCUCGACGUCGGGCAAGGAUGGCACCGGCGUCACCAUCGCCGACAAGUACUUUGUCCAGGCCGACACGUUCCGCUUUGUUGGGUAG